Doryrhamphus excisus (bluestripe pipefish) is the source of this 16489-nucleotide messenger RNA. The record is from RefSeq and is a predicted model, not a curated record. NCBI's taxonomy places the organism in Eukaryota, Metazoa, Chordata, Actinopteri, Syngnathiformes, Syngnathidae.
GGCCGCUCCUCGCUUCGUCUGUGGCCCGGUGUGGGCGAACCACUCCAGCUCCUGGCGUCCGUUUGCCGAUCAGGGGCUUCUUGUUCGGAUAUUGCACUGUCUCCACAGCCAGGCUGAUCGCCAUUUUGGUUGGCUGGGGCCGAGGUGGCGGCUGAAGUCUUCUGGGGCUCGCCACUUUUCUGGUGUAGACUGCCUGUAUCGGUAUAUUCCGAGUCCCUUUUCCCCAUGGUGGUGGGGUUUAGGGCCAUUUUCAGGCACCGCGCACGAAUUCAGGCAAUGCAGCGUCAACUCCGACGAUUCUGAGCCGUUUCUCACAAACACAUACACUGCUCCUCACCCAGCCUCCGCCAUUGUGAAAAUGACGUACACGUUCUUCUCCACUGCAUUACGCUACCGUCACUGUGUUUACGUACCAGAAAAUCCGCGCCACCUAGCGUCAGAAGAGAAGUAGUGAGAAAUACAGUGACAGCUGUGAGCCAUUUACAAUGAUAGUACUGUACUAUGCGCGCUGCUUCCGAGCGGAGGAUGGGAAGUAAACUACCCCGUGACGCUUCUAUAAUACGACUCUAAUAUCUUGUUUUGGAGAUGGAGGCGCCUGACACACCGAUGUCUCACAACAAAAUUCUGGAGCAACGAUGGAGGAAAGUGCAACAACAGCGCCUCCAUUUACCAAUGCCAAUUGGUUUCCUGCAAAGUGGCAACGCCAUGGCUGUGUCCCAAGCAGUGGAGGCUUACAGGCAGACCAAAGAGCAGGGUAGAAUUGUGCGCAGCCCGUCACCGGAGCCUCAAUUCCCGUCUACUAUGCAAAGUGAGGAAAGGAAACAAAGGAUGAACUACAUAUUCCUGAAGCAGUGCAUAGAAAGCCGGCCGGUCUUUCCAAUCCCUCAGCAUUGGUUGAAUUCCAUCGAUGCCAAAAUCCCUCCCAAACUCAAAGACAGCUGUCAGAAAAACAAAAUCCUGCAGGAGCUCCUCAGGGAAGUCACUGACAACUUUCAUGAUGUCAUCGUCAAGCACACAGUGGAUACAUUCCUAAAGAAUCCAGAGUGUGAAGAAACUACCUCAGAAACACAUACACCUCUCCCACCGGACAUUCUUGAAUUUUCCCAAACACGCCACGAGACCUUUAUCACAAACCGGAACCUGAUGAAGGAAAAUUUGCACGUUCUGCAUCCCAUUAUGCAAACUAUUUUGGAUAUCGGCCACACAACCUUUUCUUCAAUGGUUUUGGUGGAUCUUUCUGGAUAUAGGGCUUUGGGACCCGUUGAUUCCAAUGUACUGCAGAAAGAUCUGGCAAUAGAGUGCGAGACAACAGAACAGAGCAUCAUGGAUACCUGGUUCCCUAAAGUCAUCAAUUUAUUAACUAGUCCAAAAACACUGGGAUCGGUUCAAGAAGAAUCCCUGGAUUCCUUCUAUGACUGCGCAUGCACCCUCAUCUCCAAUCAGUUGAAAUCCCUCCUCCAGAGGAGUGUAGAGGAGUUUGUCUACCCAUUUGAACCGAGCAACCACCACUUCUUGCCCCUCUUUCGAAUGGCGCUGACGUUGAAUGAAGAAAAGAUGGAAAUAGGCCCCACCUUACAGGAACUGGAAGCAGAUGUUUUUGAAAUCCUUAAUGCCAUCACAAGUACACUGCAGAAAGUGCAGACAGUCCAUUCCUGGUUGGCAGAAUCCACCUCUGCAUUUGUGGAUGCCAAGACCCCUGACCACACGCUUACUUGGGCGAAUCUCACUGUGAAAGCAACUGUUCGUGACAAUCUAAAAGAACCAGACCAAUAUUUCCAGAAUUAUGUUGACAGCUACGACUGGUUAGUCAAUGGAACGGCUCAGACUCGAGUUGAAACCUUUGUUGAAGAAACCCAUUCAUUUGCUGAAUAUAUUCAGCAAGUGGAUGAGUUUCGUGACUUGUCAAGGAAGAUCGGCAACCUGCCAACCAAAGCUCACUUUGCAAUGGUCCAAUUAGAUUGUGAGGAGCUGAAUCAGGGACUGGCUAAUAAAUCUAAAGAAUGGGCGAAAAUACUUAUCAACAAAAUGAAAAUCAAACACAGUGAGCAAAAUCUACAGAUCUGCUCUGAUUUUGAAACCAUCCGAGAAAAUGCUUUGAAAGUGCCAGAGACUACAGAUGACAUGGCCAACAUGAUUCAAUACAUUGAAUUAACCAAGACAAAGGGUAUUACGCUACUUAAGGAAAGAAUAAUGAAAGCCUACAGCAGACUGAGCUACCUCCUGGAUGUCCACAUAUUUGAACCUGAAGAUCUCGAACUCAAUUCCACUGUCUUUCUGUGGCCAUUGAAAAUCGGAGAGGUUUUUGAACUCAGUGACGAGGUUUUCCAAGAUGCCAAGAAGAAAGGGGAGAAGGAGAUGCUUGCUAAAAGAGAAAGAGUAACGCUACAUCUAGUCAAGCUGCAACGUAGGGUUGAUGAGUUCCCCCACUGCUCUGAGAUAAAUAUGAUGCAGCAGUAUAUGGGAGACAUCAAAACAGUUCAAACCCUUCUCCAAGAGGCCGAGGAGUCAAUUGAAGACAUUCACAAAGAUGAAGUCUUCCAUGAAUGGGAUCAGUCCUACUACCCAGAAGUUGAGCUCAUCAGACAGAGUAUUGAGCCAUACCAGAAGUUGUUUGGGUUCAUACUUAAAUGGCAGCGCACGGAGAGCAGCUGGAUGGAUGGUUCUUUCCUGGAACUGGAUGGUGAGGGAAUGGAGGUAAAAGUGGAUGAAUUCUACAGGGAGAUCUUCAAGAUGCUCAAGUAUUUCCUACAGAAAAAAAGCAAGGCUGAACAGGAAACAAAGAAGCCAACCGGAUCAACUACGAGACGACGUCGCGGUGAAGAAGAAGUCAAAGAGGAGAGUCCUUCAGUUGUCUUGUGUUCCACUGUACUAGAGCAGGUCAAAGAGUUUAAGGAGUAUAUUCCUCUAUUAAUAGUACUGUGUAAUCCGGGUAUCAGAGAUCGCCACUGGAAGCAAAUGUCAGACAUAGUUGGAUAUGACCUCACUCCCGAUGCGGGUACGACGCUACGCAAGGUUCUCAAACAAAACUUGAAUCCUUAUGUGGAAACGUUUGAGUCAAUCAGUGCUGCUGCUAGUAAGGAAUUUUCCAUGGAGAAGGCCAUGCACACCAUGGUCACUGUUUGGGAUGGUGUUUCUCUCCAGCACCAGGUAUACAGAGACACUGGUGUGUCCAUCCUGACUUCUUUGGAUGAAAUUCAGGCAAUGCUAGAUGAUCAGAUUGUGAAAACCCAGACUAUGAGGAAUUCACCAUUCAUCAAGCCGCUGGAAAAUGAGAUCAGGACCUGGGAGGAGCGUCUUCUUCGCAUUCAGGAAACCAUUGAUGAGUGGCUGAAGGUGCAGGCUCAGUGGCUCUACCUUGAGCCCAUCUUCUCUUCCCAGGACAUUAUGCAGCAAAUUCCAGAAGAAGGAAGGCUCUUUCAAAUUGUUGACAAAACCUGGAAGGACGUCAUGCGGCACUGUGUUAAGGACUCAAAGAUUCUUCAGGCAACCGCAAUGCCUAACCUGCUAGAGAAACUAAUAGAGUCCAACUGCCACUUGGAGACCAUCAUGAAGGGACUAAAUGACUAUCUGGAGAAAAAGCGUCUGUUUUUUCCAAGGUUCUUCUUCCUGUCCAAUGAUGAAAUGCUGGAAAUUCUUUCUGAGACCAAGGACCCACUGCGUGUACAACCCCAUCUGAGGAAGUGCUUUGAGGGUAUUGCCAAACUAGACUUCCUCCCAAACCUUGAUAUCCAGGCCAUGUACAGCAGUGAAGGGGAGCGUGUUGCGCUAAUUCAGCUCAUCUCCACAGCUGAGGCCAAAGGAUCGGUGGAGAAGUGGCUGGUGCAAGUGGAAGAAUGGAUGAUUCGCAGUGUCAGGGAUGUAGUGGACCGCUCCAGAUCGGCCUAUGCUGAAACGUCACGCAACCAGUGGGUGAAAGAGUGGCCCGGACAGGUGGUGAUAUGUACCUCACAAAUGUUCUGGACCUUGGAGGUGCAUGAAGCUAUCAGGGGGGGCGCUCAGGGUGUGAAGAACUACUACCAGCAACUCCAGAAACAGCUGAAUGACAUUGUGGGGCUGGUGAGAGGGAAACUGCCCAAACAAACACGGAUUACUUUGGGAGCAUUGGUGACAAUCGAUGUCCAUGCCAGGGAUGUCGUCAUGGAGCUCAUUGAACACGGUGUGACCAAUGAAAGCGAUUUCCGCUGGCUUGCCCAGCUCCGUUACUACUGGAACAACGACAAUGUUCGAGUUCGGAUUAUAAACUGUGAUGUUAAGUAUGCAUACGAGUACCUGGGGAACUCUUUUCGUCUGGUCAUCACCCCGCUGACUGACAGAUGCUACAGAACUCUGAUUGGCGCUUUUUUCCUCCACUUGGGUGGUGCACCCGAGGGUCCGGCUGGAACCGGAAAGACUGAAACCACCAAGGAUCUAGCCAAAGCGUUGGCUGUACAAUGUGUGGUCUUCAACUGUUCCGAUGGACUGGAUUAUCUUGCUAUGGGCAAAUUUUUCAAAGGUUUGGCUUCAUCUGGGGCAUGGGCAUGCUUUGAUGAGUUCAACCGUAUUGAGCUCGAGGUCCUGUCUGUCGUGGCCCAGCAAGUCCUCUGCAUUCAGAGAGCUAUCGAGAUGAAGUUGGAGUACUUUGACUUUGAAGGAACCAUGCUUAAACUCAAUCCCAACUGUUUUGUGUCCAUCACCAUGAACCCUGGUUACGCGGGACGCUCGGAACUCCCUGACAACCUCAAGGUGUUGUUUCGAACAGUGACCAUGAUGGUCCCCAACUAUGCACUGAUAGCAGAGAUCUCUCUGUAUUCAUAUGGAUUCCUCAAUGCCAAGCCUCUAUCAGUCAAGAUUGCAAUGACUUACAGGCUCUGUUCAGAGCAGCUCUCCUCACAGUUCCAUUAUGAUUAUGGCAUGAGAGCUGUCAAAGCUGUACUUGUGGCCGCGGGAAACCUCAAGCUCAAGUAUCCAGAUGAGAAUGAGGACAUACUGCUUCUGAGGUCCAUCAAAGAUGUUAACGAGCCCAAGUUUCUCUCUCAUGAUAUUCCACUAUUCAAUGGAAUCACCAGUGAUUUGUUCCCUGGCAUCUCCCUCCCUGAAGCUGACUAUGAGUUGUUUUUGGAGGCUGCAACAGAGUGCUGUACAAAACACAAUGUACAGUCAACACAAAUCUUCAUAGAAAAGAUGAUCCAGACAUAUGAGAUGAUGAUAGUCCGCCAUGGGUUCAUGCUGGUGGGGGAGUCAUUUUCAGGUAAGACCAAAGUGCUUCAUGUUCUAGCUGACACACUUAUUCUGAUGAACGAAAGAGGAUACGGGGAGGAGGAGAAGGUCAUCUUCAGGACUCUGAACCCAAAGUCCAUCACCAUGGGUCAGCUCUUUGGACAGUUUGAUCUUGUUUCUCACGAGUGGACAGAUGGGAUUGUGGCCAACACAUUUCGGGAGUAUGCAUCAUCUGAAACGCCAGAUCGUAAAUGGGUGGUGUUUGAUGGUCCCAUUGAUACACUUUGGAUUGAGAGUAUGAACACUGUGUUGGAUGACAAUAAGAAGUUAUGUCUAAUGAGUGGAGAAAUUAUCCAGAUGUCCAACCAAAUGAGUCUGAUUUUUGAAGCAAUGGAUCUGUCACAGGCCUCUCCUGCCACGGUCAGUCGAUGUGGUAUGAUCUACAUGGAACCAUCUCAGUUAGGAUGGGAACCUUUAGUGAUCUCCUGGAUGAACACACUUCCUGAGGUUCUGCAGAGUCCUGACAAUAUCAACCUGCUGCAAGAACUCUUCCACUGGCUGAUGCCGCCUACCUUCAGGAUGCUGCGUAAAAACUGCAGGGAAGUUGUCUCGACCACCAACUGGAACGCAACUGUAUCUUUAUGUAGGCUGUUCGAGAUGCUUCUAACGGAACCACUAGAGACAGAGACAGGAGAUAAAAUUAUUCGCACCUGGAUCAUGGCAGCCUUUACCUUUUCCUUGGUGUGGUCAGCGGGUGGCAGCUGUGAUUCAAACAGCCGGGAUAAGUUUAGCGACUUCGUCAGGGAUAUUGUGUCUGGAAAGGUGGAGAAUCAUCCAGUUCCUGUUAUUGUAGGGAAAUGGGAAUGCCCGGUGGAUGAGAAAGGCCUUGUGUAUGACUAUUUCUACGAGUUUAAAGGAAAAGGAAAAUGGGUUCACUGGAACGAUGCCAUCAAAAAUGUCAGCCUGGGAGACAAAAACACCAAAGUCCAGGACAUCAUCGUUCCCACCAUCGACUCGGUUCGCUACACCUACCUCAUGGACAUUUGCAUCACCAAUGGCGUGCCUUUGCUGUUGGCUGGCCCUACUGGCACUGGAAAGUCCGUGUAUGUGAAGGAGAUGUUGAUGAACACUCUGGACAAUGACCUCUUUUUACCUCUCAUCAUCAACUUUUCUGCCCGCACCACGGCCAACCAAACACAGAACAUCAUCAUGGCCAAAUUAGAUAAGAGACGGAAGGGUGUGUUCGGCCCCCCCAUGGGAAAGAAAUAUGUCAUCUUCAUCGAUGACGUGAAUAUGCCAGCACUGGAACAGUUUGGAGCUCAGCCUCCCGUGGAGCUUCUUCGACAGUUUAUGGAUCACAAAAAGUGGUAUGACCUGAAAGAUACUUCCGGCAUUAAAUUAGUGGACAUCCAGCUUAUCUCAGCCAUGGGUCCUCCUGGUGGUGGAAGGAACGCCGUGACGUCUCGCUUCCUGCGUCACUUCAACAUUUUUAGCAUCAAUUCUUUUAGUGAUGAGACUAUGGUUCGCAUCUUUUCCAUCAUGGUGGCCUUCUAUCUUAAAAACAAUGACUUUCCGCCUGAAUAUUUCACCGUUGGUAGCCAAAUAGUGACAGCCACUAUGGAAGUUUACAAAAAAGCCAUGGAGAACUUGCUUCCGACGCCAGCCAAGUCUCACUACACUUUUAACCUGCGGGACUUCUCUCGAGUUAUCCAAGGCUGCCUGCUGUUAAAAAGCAAAUCUCUGGAGAACAAACGCACCAUGAUUCGCUUGUUUGUCCACGAGGUCUUCCGUGUCUUCUACGACCGUCUGGUGGAUGACAAGGAUCGAGCAUGGUUCUAUCAGCUGAUGAACACCAUCCUGAAAGAUCACUUCAAGGAAACCUUCAGCCAAGUGUUUGAUCACCUGAAGCAAGGCAGUAAAUUGGUGGAGCAAGACCUGCAGAUUCUACUGUUUGGAGACUACAUGAACCCUGACGCGGAGCCUGAAGAACGCCUGUACGCUGAGGUGCUCUCCGUAGAGAGCUUUGCCGAGGUGGUGGAGGCGUGUCUUGUUGAAUAUAACCAGAUGAACAAGAGCCGCAUGAAUCUCGUCAUUUUCCGCUAUGUCUUGGAGCACCUGUCCCGUAUCAGCCGUGUGUUGAAGCAGCCAGGAGGGAAUGCUCUGCUCGUAGGAGUGGGAGGCAGUGGACGCCAGUCCAUCACUCGAUUGGCCACGUUCAUCGCCCAGAUGACUCUCUUUCAGCCCGAGAUCUCAAAGAGCUACGGCAUGGUUGAGUGGAGAGAUGACCUCAAGAAACUGCUGAAGAAUGCUGGGGUGAAAGGUCAAAGAAUAGUUUUUUUGCUCACUGAUACCCAGAUCAAAGACGAAGCUUUUCUAGAAGAUGUAAACAGUGUCCUGAACACAGGAGAAGUUCCCAAUAUGUUUGCCAUGGAUGAGAAACAGGAAAUCAUUGAGACGGUCCGCCCCAUUGCCCAAGGGAAGAAUAGGGCUGUAGAACUGAGCUCUUUGACUCUGUUCUCCUUCUUUGUGGCACGCUGCAAGGAGAACCUCCACAUUGUUGUGGCCUUCAGUCCGAUUGGUGAAGCCUUUCGUAAUCGUCUGCGGCAAUUUCCUUCUCUUAUUAACUGUUGCACCAUUAAUUGGUUCCAGCCUUGGCCAGAGGAGGCGCUAGAGCGGGUAGCCAACUCGUUCCUGAAGCCUCUGAGGAUGAAAGAUAAUGAACAAAAGGAAGUCGUACCAAUCUGCAAAACAUUUCACACCUCUGCCAGCCAGCUUUCACACAGAUUUCUCACUGAGCUUGGCCGCCAUAAUUAUGUCACGCCUACAUCCUAUCUGGAGCUAAUGGCAGCUUUCAGUCAGCUCCUCACCAUGAAAAGGGACGCAGUCAUGAAGGCAAAAAGGAGAUACACAAACGGUCUAGAAAAACUAGCUUUUGCUGAAUCUCAGGUUGGUGAGAUGAAAGUGGAGCUGGUGGAAUUGCAGCCCAAACUAAAAGAGGCACAGAUUGAAAAUGACAGGAUGAUGAAGGUGAUAGCAGUGGAAUCUGUGGAGGUGGAAGCUACGAGUAAACUCGUGCGUGUGGAAGAGGAGGCCACAGCUAUUCAAGCCGCUGAAGCUCAAGCGCUAAAGGAUGAGUGUGAUAGUGAAUUGGCCGAGGCCAUCCCUGCCCUGGAGGAGGCCACCGCAGCCUUGAACACCUUAAAGCCUGCUGACAUCACCGUUGUGAAGUCCAUGAAAAACCCUCCCUCGGGAGUCAAACUGGUGAUGUCAGCUGUGUGUGUCAUGAUGGGAAAAACACCGGACAAGAUUGCGGAUCCUGCUGGGUCGGGAAAAAAAAUAUUGGACUACUGGGGUCCGAGCAAGAAGCUGUUGGGUGACAUGAACUUUUUACGGGAUCUUAAAGAAUAUGACAAGGACAAUAUUCCUGAAGAAUCGAUAGCAAAAAUUCGUUCUACCUACAUGACCAAUCCUGACUUCAACCCUGCUCAGGUGGCAAAAGCCUCCUCAGCAGCAGAGGGCCUAUGCAAGUGGAUCAAAGCAAUGGAGUCAUACGACAGGGUGGUCAAGAUCGUGGCUCCCAAAAAGGCCAAACAAGCUGAGGCCCAGGCGACCCUGGCAUCCGCCAUGGCCGAUCUAUCAGAGAAGAGAGCCAAGCUGAAGCAGGUUGAGGACCGUUUGGCUGACCUGAAAAGAACAUCUGAGGAAAAAACAGAGGAGAAAGCCAAACUGGAAGCCCAACGAGAUUUGUGUCAAAGAAAGUUGGAGCGAGCUGAGAAACUCAUUGGUGGUCUGGGUGGAGAAAAAACGAGAUGGUCCAAAGCUGCUGAUGAUCUCCAAAACACAUAUGACAACCUGACUGGAGAUGUCCUGAUCUCUGCUGGUGUCAUGGCCUACCUGGGCGCUUUCACAGCCAGUUUUAGACACGACUGCACCAGUCACUGGAUCAAUCUGUGUCAAACUCGGAACAUUCCAUCAUCAGAUGACUUCUCUCUCAGUAAGACCCUUGGAGAUCCUAUUAAGAUUAGGGCAUGGAACAUUGCUGGGCUCCCCACGGACUCCUUCUCCAUUGACAACGGCGUCAUUACCAGUCAUUCACGUCGAUGGCCCCUGAUGAUUGACCCUCAGGGUCAGGCCAACAAAUGGGUGAAGAAUUCAGAGAAAGAGAACAAUUUAAAUGUGAUCAAAUUAACAGAUGAUGACUACAUGAGAACUAUGGAAAACUGUAUUCAAUUCGGAAGCCCUUUGCUGCUAGAGAAUGUACUGGAAGAGUUGGACCCGUCACUGGAACCUCUGCUCCUCAAACAAACCUUCAAACAAAGUGGGGUAGAAUGCAUCAAACUGGGGGAGAGCGUGAUUGAGUACUCCCCCGAUUUCCGCUUCUACAUCACCACCAAGCUGAGGAACCCUCAUUAUCUCCCCGAACUGGCCACCAAGGUGUCUCUGCUCAAUUUUAUGAUCACCCCAGAGGGCUUGGAGGACCAACUGCUGGGAAUCGUGGUUGCCAAGGAAAGGCCCGAGCUGGAAGAGGAGAGAAACGCACUCAUUCUGCAGUCGGCUGCAAAUAACAGACAACUCAAGGAAACGGAGGACAAGAUCCUGGAGACACUAGCGUCCUCAGAAGGAAACAUUCUGGAAGACGAGAGCGCCAUUCAGAUCCUAGACUCUGCAAAGAUAAUGUCCAACGAGAUUUCCAAGAAACAAAAGAUUGCAGAGGAGACUGAGAUCAAGAUAGCAGAGUCCAGAGAGUGUUACAGAGCCAUUGCUAAACACUCCUCUGUCUUGUUCUUCACCAUCGCUGACCUGACCAACAUCGACCCCAUGUAUCAAUACUCUCUCAGCUGGUUUGUCAACCUCUACACAAACUCCAUCCAAGAUAGUAAAAAGUCCAAGAUCCUGGAAAAGAGGCUCAUGUACCUGAUCGAUUACUUCACCUAUAACUUGUUCUGCAACGUGUGUCGAUCGCUGUUUGAGAAGGACAAACUCCUCUUCUCCUUCCUUCUCUGCUGCAAUCUACUUCUGGCUAAAGAGGAGAUUGAGUACAGUGACUUGAUUUUUUUGUUGACCGGAGGCGUGGGUCUGCAGAACACAAUCGCUAAUCCCGAUCCGAGCUGGUUGCAGGACAAGAGCUGGGAUGAGAUUUGCCGAGCAAACGAGCUUCCAGGUUUAAAAGGAAUACGAGAUGCUUUCAUUGAGGAUGCAGAACUUUUCAAGCCUAUUUUUGACAGCAAAGAGCCAAGCAACACCCCUGUGCCCUCACCUUGGUGCGAUCAGCUGAAUGAGCUGCAGAAGAUGAUCAUCAUCCGCUGUCUCAGGCCUGAUAAGAUUGUGCCGGCCGUACACAAAUAUGUCAUAACUAAACUGGGGAAGAAUUUUGUCCAGCCUCCUCCCUUUGACUUAAGUAAGAGCUACCUGGACUCCAACUCCACCAUCCCACUGGUGUUUGUGCUUUCUCCUGGUGCUGACCCCAUGGCUAGCUUGCUGAAGUUUGCGGGCGACAAGGACAUGGGUGGUAGCAAGUUCCAGUCUAUUUCCCUCGGGCAAGGCCAAGGACCCAUCGCUACCAAAAUGAUAUCCACGGCCAUGCAGGACGGGACUUGGGUAUGUUUGCAGAAUUGUCACCUGGCGGUUUCCUGGAUGUCCACCCUGGAGAAGAUCUGUGAAGAGUUUAGUCCCGCAAUAUGCCACCAAGACUUCCGACUUUGGCUCACAAGCUAUCCUUCUCCCAAGUUUCCAGUCACCCUGUUGCAGAACGGGGUGAAAAUGACAAAUGAACCCCCAACAGGACUUCGGCUAAACAUACUGCAGUCGUACAUGUCAGAUCCGGUUUGCGACCAAAACUUCUUCAAUAACUGUCCUAAUAAAGAACCGAUUUGGGAAAAGCUCCUGUAUGGCCUGUGCUUCUUCCAUGCGCUUGUUCAGGAGAGGAGGAAGUUUGGUCCGCUGGGCUGGAAUAUUCCCUACGGCUUCAAUGAAACCGACCUCCACAUUAGUAUCAGACAGCUCCAGUUGUUCAUCAACGAAUACGACGAGGUGCCCUUCGAGGCCAUCACUUAUCUGACCGGAGAGUGCAACUAUGGAGGCCGUGUGACAGACAACUGGGAUCGGCGCCUCCUGAACACCAUGUUAGCAGACUUCUACAACAAGGAUGUCGUGGACAAACCUUCUUAUCCUUUCUCACCCAGCGGUGACUAUGUCGCACCUCCCAAAUCGGCCUAUGGAGACUACCUCCGGUUUAUCAAGGAGCUUCCGGUCAGCCAGCACCCAGAAAUAUUUGGGAUGAAUGAAAACGUGGACAUUUCCAAGGAUCUGCAGCAGACCAAGCUGCUGUUUGAUUCACUGCUGCUCACUCAGGGAGGAGGCUCUAAGGGAGGGGGGGGCUCUGGGAGUGACAACACGCUGUAUGACAUAGCAAAUGAUAUCCUCUCUAAGAUUCCCCCAAAUUUUGACAUUGAAGCAUCUCUGGCCAAGUACCCGGUUCUCUACAAAGAGAGUAUGAACACCGUGCUUGUCCAAGAAAUGGAGCGCUACAACACGCUGUGUAGUACCAUCCGUGUCAGUCUUCAGAACUUGCUGAAGGCCCUCAAGGGUUUAGUGGUGAUGGAUGCCGAGCUGGAGGGAAUUGCGGGGAGUUUAAUAGUGGGCAAGGUCCCAGAGAAAUGGGCCAAACGCUCGUACCCGAGCCUCAAGCCUGUGGGGAGCUACAUCUUUGAUUUUCUGACCAGGCUCAAGUUUUUGCAGAAUUGGUACGACUCUGGUAAGCCCAGCGUGUUCUGGCUGUCAGGCUUCUUCUUCACCCAGGCCUUCCUAACGGGGGCUACGCAGAACUAUGCCAGGAAAUAUAACAUUCCCAUUGACCUGCUGGGCUUUGACUUUGAGGUUCUUCCCAUUGAAGAGUCAGGCUCGCCCCCUGAAGAUGGUGUCUAUAUUAAUGGACUGUUUCUUGAUGGAGCUCGAUGGGACAAAGAAAGUGCAGUUUUAGUUGAGCAGAAUCCCAAAAUCCUAUUUGUUUCCAUGCCCAUUAUCUGGAUAAAACCCACUAACGACAUCCCAGGUGAGUCUGACAACCGCUAUGUUUGUCCUCUUUAUAAGACCAGCGAGAGGAGGGGGACCCUCUCUACGACAGGACAUUCCACCAAUUUUGUCGUUCCUAUGAUGUUACCCACCGCCAAGCGCCCUCAACACUGGAUCAAGCGUGGCGUGGCGCUACUCUGUCAGCUUGAUGACUAACACCACAACCGGCCCUCCAUCCAGUCAUCCAGCCAUUUUAUCCAUUUUCAUCUUUCUGGUCACAUGUGAGCCGGAGCCUCCCCCAGCUGAUUUGGGGUGAGGAGGGGUACGCCCUGGACUGGUCGCCAGUCAGUUGCAGGACACAUAUAGACAAACAACCAUUCACACUCACACUGUAUGUUAUGUUUGGAAUGUGGGAGGAAACCGGAGUACCCGGAGAAAACCCACACAUGCACACGGAGAACAUGCAAACUCCACACACAUGUCCAAGUGGAGAUUCGAAUCCCGAUCUUCCUGAUCUCCUGACUGUGUGACCAACAUGCUAACCACUCCGUCCACUGCGGCCCACUUUUCAACUUGAAGGCGACCUAUUAUGCUUUUUCCACAUUAAAUAUUAUAUUAUCCUGUUAAACUAUGCCAGAGUUUUUCGCUAUGGUGGUUUUCGCAUUUGGAAAUGAGUUUCAGAGUUUUUUCUAUAGAGUCUAGAGUUUCUUCCUUAUAUGGGCGUUGCCGAGUACAAGAUGGAGGCUUGCCCUCUCCUUGCUCUGAUUUCAACGUGUUAGAACAGAGCCAACAUUAAUGUCUCCCAGGAAAUAUCUGUUCAGGUUUCAACUUCCCUGAUGAGGCAAACAGGCAGAAGUGGUUGGAGUUGCAGAUUCCUGACCAGCAAGAGAAAAACAUGGGGACUGUUUUGGAAACAUGGAUGAAGCUGGACUAUACGUCAAGCCUCAUGCUUUUCCAACGUUACUUGGUCAUGUUGAAGAGUCAAAGUGCAAGCUGUAACAAUUUAUCUGUGUCCUAACUGUGUUUAUUUUGGGUAAGUAAGCAGUUGUCUGUGUUCAUACAGGGAGUGCCUUACCUGCUCACCAAUGUGUGUAGUUGCUAAUAACCUUUUCCACCACAAUCGAUGUGUCUACCAGAGUUGUUAAACAUUGGUAGUCACGGAAAAAAACUUUUAAUUCCCAACUUUACACUAGAUUGUCUACACUCAAGAAACGCGGAUGUACGUUAGCACAGUUCAUACAUGCUAAGCCAGGGUUCUCCAGCCAGUAGAUCAUGACCUACCAGUAUCUCCUAAACACUUUCCAUGUAACUCUAUAAAAGGUUUAUUCAUUUAUUAACAACCCCUAUCCCGACAAAAUUAGACAGUGUGGUUUGGCAGUAGUCCUGAAGUCCUCAGUAACGCUAGGGAGUGUAACCAAUCACAGCUGAGUGGGCAUGUCCAGAGGCAUGCCAUGGGUGGAAUUAAUUAAAACCGACCACUUUGAACAUCCAAGAAAAUACAGAUGCAAUAGGUGCAUGUACUGGAUGCUCUCGAAAACUUUAUGUGCAGGUUAUUGUGUGGAGCUGCUCUACAGGAGUACACAACUCUAUACAAAGAACCGUAAAAUUUGCAGAAUAGGUCCUCUUUAAUUGUCAGAAAAACCUACCCUCAUUUCUCGGCUCACACCAGGCGACCAUAAAGGGGCCGGGGCCCCUCUUUGUAGGUGCCCGCUAGUGGUGAUUGGCAGUCACAGCAGGUAAAACAAGGCCAUGCUGCCACCCAGUCAUGAAUGGAUUUCUUUAUUGCCAUUCUCUUUUCUACCUAAUUCACUGGGAAUGCUCAUGCAAUAUGAUCGUAUAAUGUAAGUAAAAGCCAACAUGAUUUGUUUAUGACUGUGAUGCUAUCAAACAGCUAGGCUGCCCCUGUUGUACACAUCAAACUCCUUGUAACACAGGUAGUCUUUCAGUCUGGAUGGAAGAGGGAGGUAAUUGAUGAAAACAGAAGCUCUCAAGCGGAGGCCGUCGAGAUGCUCCCGAAUCUGCAGCCGGCACAGAUGCUUUAAGGGCUUCUCUCAGCUUGGGGCAAAAGGAAACAUGGUCGGUGUAGUCCAGCAUGAUCCGGACCACCUGAGCAGAUAGGUGCCUGAGCCAGGACACGGUUAUCACCUCACAGAACUAGGAAGAGAACACAAUACACGACUUGGACAUCAAGACAUCUCAGAAGUAUAUUUCCUGACUAAUUGUGACCCAUCUCACCACCGUAUCUUUGAUGACUGAGGUGGUCCACGGAGCAAAGUCGUGACAGUUGUCCCCGUAGGGGCAGUCGAAGCAACGCCUCACAUCGUAACCAUGAUUCAAAAUCAUCCUCAACAUGACUUUAUCUUUGAAUGCGUACUGCAGCGCUGAGGGGAAAUGGGUGAUGUUGACACGGGAGUAGUAGUUGACAUUAGCCCCGAACUUCAGCAGGGUGUUGAUGAGUUCAUAGUUGCCCUGCCUCAGAGCCACCUGCAAACAACUGAUAGGGUCCUGGUUCACCAUCGCCCCGGCCUCUAAGAGCAUGCGGGUGCACUGAAGAUCAUUGUUGGACACGGCGAAAAAAAGCGCAGACUUGCGUUCGUCAUCGUAGUUGCGUCGCACCCUUGGGUGCAGCAUGAAGUUUGGGUCAAAGCCGGCUUUGAGCAGCAAUGCCACACAAUGGGCAUGCCCUCCGUCGGCCGCGGAGUGAAGUGGACUCAUGCCGCUGUCCUUCACAGUGCAUAGCGUUGUCACUGGAAUGAGGCGCUGCAGUGCUCUGUAAAACAGGAAGAAUUUCAUAACAAGCGCUAAUAGUCACGAUGUUUCAUGGUGGAGAUUCCUCACAGUAUGUGUCCGUCAUACGCCACGCGGUGAAUGGGCAGGUGACCACCGUUCAAUGGCAGGUUGGCAUCUGCUCCGUGGUCCAGCAGCAAGGAGAUGAUGUCGGGGUUCCCUGAUGCUGCUGCGUCGAACAAGACGGUGCCAGACUCUGAUUCAUAUUCAGCGUCCGCUCCUAUCAAACAUUUGCGUUAAAAUAGAAGGAAUAAGUUCCUGUUACUUCACCUCAUGUUGUCUACCUUCAUGCAACAAAAGCUCAACCACACUGAGGUGUCCAUUUUGUGCAGCCAGAGCCAGCGGGGUUUUCUUUUUAGUAUCCCACGCAUUUGCGUUGGCACCAGACUGGAGUAGCAGAUAGACAAAGUUCUCCAGGCCUAGGAAGGCAGCCUCGUGUAGCGCCGUCCUGUCCAAGGGGCCCGUCUGAUCCACUUGGGCACUGUAGCGAAGCAGCAGUGUUGCCAGGUCAUAUUGGUCAUUGAGAAUAGCUGCAAAAUAAGGAGCAGAGAGAGAGAGAAAGUCAGAGAAAUGUUGAAAAGGUGUCGUUGUGUUGUACCUGCCACUAAAGGAGAAUCCUGCUCAUCGUCCUGAAGAUUAGGAUUACAUCCAUUUUGUAACAGAAAUGUGGCGUUGUGUCUGCGGCCGUAGACCACAGCUAGAAACAACGCUGUCUCUCCCUUUAGUGUGCGGCAUUGGGCCGUCCCUGGUGGCGAUGCUGGGACACAAGUAGAUGAUGUCAGAAUCAAUGCCAUGAGGUCAAAAAGUCAUACAGUAAACCUCGGAUAUAUCGGAUUCAAUUGUUCCCACUGGUUUUGUCCGAUAUAAGCGAAAUCCGUUAUAUGCGUAUACCGGAAAAUGGUCGUUUUACGCACAUAUCGGAUUUAUAUCCGGUAUAUGCGUAAAUGGGAUUUUAUCCGUUAUAAAAAGGCACUUCAUUGACUAUGUUUCCAAUGUACCUGGACGCGCAGGCAACGCUGCAAACGCUGCAAAUGACGUCGUAUAGCGGCCUGUCGCGAAUCGGAGCGCCACGAUGCGGCCAUCCGAUAUAUGCGAGGGAAAUUUAAUGGAAAUGCAUUGGAACGGGACUGGAGAUUUUGUCCGAAAUAGGCGAAAUCCGUUAUAAAAAAUCCGAUACAUGCAAUGAAUUUUUAUUGGAAAUGCAUUACAGAAAAAUUGGUUCUUUUUUAUCUGUCCGUUGUGAGCGAAUUAUCCGAGUCCGAUAUAUCCGAGGUUUACUGUACAUAAAUAAUAAAAUACACAAAUUACCUGAAAAGAUCAUUUCAAGAAUGUCUUUACUCUCCUGCACUGCAGCUUCAUGCAAAGGAAUCCAUCCAUGUUCGUUAACUCUGGACAGAAUCUCUGGUUGGGCCAUCAGUCGCUGGAGUGCAUCUUCAUCACCUGCAUAAGGCAUUUUCGGGGGAGAGGCGGGGUACACCCUGGACUGGUGGCCAGC